AUGGAACGAGCAUGGUAUUCGAACGUCUGCAUUGGGUUGAAUGAUUUAAAAACGAAAGGUGUUUAUGAAUGGUCAGAUGGUUCUUCAGUUUCCUGGACAAACUGGUAUGUUGGACAGCCCGACGAGGGACAAAUAGAUAAAACUUGUGUGUUCAUGAGUCUUAUACGAGGUAAACGAGGUUGGAUGUACUGGAGGGAUCAGAAUUGUAGCAAUAAAUAUGCCUUCGUAUGCGCAUACACCAUGGGUAAGUAUAUAUAUUAUCAACAUUUGCCGGAUCCAUUUAUGUGAGAUAGCAUUUGUUCGCGAAUCGUAUUCGAUAUUUAUAAUGGGUUGAGUUUAUUUCUAUAAGGGUGAAAUUGUAGCCAUUUAAUCGGCUGUUAUACUCACGUAACAUUGAAUAAGAACUUGUGCUUCGCCUACGCACGUAAAAACGCAUAACUUGUACCAAACUUGCAGCAAAUCUGCACGAGUACAAGCUCUGGCUAAAUAAUUGUUUUCCAUUUUGAAUGACGUAAUUUUCGUAUAAUAGUUUAAAAAAGUACAAAAUUUUUUUUCGAUUUUAACUGGAAAUAAGCCUCAAGUUUCAUGAAUUAAUGGCUGCUCAAACGUGAAAUGAAGUAAGUUGUAAUAAUUGUUUUGAAGGUUUGAUGUAGAUGUUUUUAAUAGUUGAAUUGUUCUUGUGCCUGUUUGGGUCUGAAGUGUAAAGAUUCGCAGUAUUAAAAUUCCAAUCCGAACCAAACUUACUUUGUAUUGUCAAUUUAAUCCUAUAUGCGACUUUUUUAAGCCACUGCUCACUCGCUAAUUUACAAUAAACUAGAAAAUACAUGCAAGCAGAGAUCCUCGCCUUGCUGACAAAACCAUUGUAUUUCCCGAAUAUGAAGUGUUUAAUUAAAGUAAUUUUCAUGGUAACACGAUAAUUUCAUUAACAAUAUUUUUACAAUUGGAAAAUUCGUUAAAAAUAUCACUUUUAAUUACAAAAUUGUCAAUUUCCCAAACAUAUAUAUUUAUAUAUGUAUACGUAUGUUAGUAUACGUAAUAUAAGCUUCAAUUUUUUAACAAUUAUUAAUGUAAAAUUCAACCACAAACGCUUCGCAGAACGUUUUAAAAUGUUCUUUAUAAAACUAAACUGUCUUUAUCGAUAAACUUUGAGUUUGAAGAAAAAUGAUUUCAAAUUCUCGCAUGCAAAUAACUUUGCUUUCUUUUUUAUUUAAAAAUUUUAAUAUAAUAAAAAAGGUAAACAAUAAAAAUACGCUGAAAUUAUAUGCUCUCUUUUUUCAUUUACAAUAUACGCAACAAUCAGCUUUUAAUUAAUUAAACCAAUUACCUAGUGUAUAAAGCAAACAUACAUCAAUAUUUAAGACUUACCUUCGUUAACAUGGGUUUUGAAAUGUACAAAACCUUGCAAAAAUGAAACAUAUUCGCAAGAAAUCAUCAAAUGAAGAAAUGUUUGCUAUUUCGCUGUUGUUAUGCAGUCGUUAUAAUGCAAAUUUUAAAUUGGACCUAUCAGUGUUCGCUAUUCACGACAGGCCGCUAUAUUUUGAGAUCAGUGAGGACGACCACACACGCACAGUAACCCACGCUCGCGAACAUUGAUGAACUUUAGAAUUCACAAAUGCUAUCCUUUCCUCGGGGGUAAAUAGCCGGGCGGAAUUAAUAUACCCUCGCAGGGCGCCCGCGCCGUUGGCUGGGGAUGAUAUAGAGUUCGAGCAAGAGAAUAAGUCGGACGACGACGACGUGGUUGAAAAUUUUUGCCGGUCUUGCAUAAUAUCUUGCGCAUUCUGAGUUUAGGGUCAGGGGUGAAGAGAGAUUAGAGAUUCUUGUCUAGCUGUUUAUGAAUGCUGACUGAAAUCCUUACCCUGAUCAUGAAUCCAUUUUCCGUCUUCGUUCUUCUGCCUUCGUUCACAACGAAUAUUUUGGCAAAAUUCGUUGUGAACUUCGUUCUGAACGAAGGCAGAAGGACAAUGACUGGAUAUAGUUUCAUGCCUCGCUGUUUUUUCUGGGUCAGGGCAAAAAUUAGGGUAAAAAUUCAUAAACAACGACACAUGCAUGGGAAGACACUUUGAGCAACCACCAGUGACGUCCAACUCAGUAUGCGCAAGAUAAUGUGCAGACGGAAAAAAUUGUCAAGUACGCCUUCGUCUUCGUACUUCGUUGUCUUGCUCAAACUCUCUAAGAGCGAGCUUAAGCAAGCGACGUUUUUGUCAACACGAACGUCAGAUUGCCGAGAGUGUUAAAAACUGUGUUUGUGUCAGUUUGUGGUAAUCUUCAACACAUAUGACGAGACAUAAUAUUUUAAGUUGGUUUUCCUUCCUUGCACGAAUGUUAUUAAGCUAGGGCAUGCAACAAUUGUGUUUUUACUUUUAUUUAUAAUGGUCUUAAUACUUUUAUACUUUAUCUUUUAAGAAAGGCGAGGGGUAAUUGAUGCAUGCAUGCAUUUUCUAGUAGAGAUAUUCUAGUAGUGUAUUCUUGUAUUCUUAUAUUGCUGUGUUUUACAGAGAGAACCACACAAAAACCCGCAACUGUUCCUACAGGUAUAUAUGUUAAGUUUACGCGAUUUUUGUAAUUAAAUUGCUGAUACUUUCCUAGCUGAAGUUGGAAUUAAACAUUUUGAGCUUCCACUCGAGCGGACGUUGAAAGAAUUUGGACCGAAAUCUCUAUUUUUCGACAGUUCCAUUUUUGGAAAGCUUAAUUUAUGUUAAUUAGAUUUCGAUCGAUUUUUUUAUGUUCGAAAACCUUAAUUAUUGGUACUGUAAUGCAAGUUUAUCUGUACAGUACUUUGGCUAUGAAUACAUUUAUGCGUCUAAUCUGUUGCGUAACAUAUAACAUUUAAAUUGCGAUUGCAUGACAAAGGAGCUGAAAAUUUCAUAUACACCGCAUAGUCUUGUCAUUUUGGUAGUGGCAGGAAGAUUUAUAUCGGUUUGUUCCUUGAAUUAUACUGUACGUCAUCUUAUAAAAUUGGCCAAUCUUUCUUCGUGUAAAUACGACGUCACAUGCGCCAUAAAAUUUUGACAGUCCGCAGGGAUGCAACAUGAGCGAUUCAAUGCAACAUGAGCGAUUGGAACCAUUAAUAGAAACUUGAAUCUUUCAUCUGUUUUGAGCAGAUAAGCCUUCAACCUUUGCCGCGAGUACCAUCGCUAAACAUAUUUACAAGAUUUAUCUCAUUUGCAUGUUUAUUCAACCCAAAAUAUCUCACGAAUGACAAGCUGAGAUAAAGAAACGUUGCAAGGUAAUUAAUUUAGUUUGCAAUUUAACGAGUUUUUGUUACCUAAACGGGAUAAAAUUUCGCGAUUUGCAUCUCCAUUAUCCAUUAAGUAUGUCUCUGUAUUGCGUUUAUAUUACUUAAAUAUGUUUUAAUUCACAAAAUGCAAGGGCGUAUAGACAGAACCACCAUAGAGAUAGAACAUAUAUUCACAAAAACCAGGCAUCUGAUGAUUCAUUUCCUCCAUGGACCAAACAGACGAUAAUAUUAACCUAUAGCGCCAAGCUAGGUCUAUGCUUAUAUUAUUUAUAUAUUCGUGGAACAUCCAAUUGUAUAUUUAAACUCUUUUAGCUAUCAACGAAAAAUGCAAUGAUGCUGGAUGGGUUACCAAUGAAAAUUCGACGUAUUGCUAUUACUAUGAAGGUAGUACAAGUGGGUAAGUGAUGCUAGAAAUCCGUUGGUGGAAAUUACACGCGAAAACUACAUUUUAAACCAUAUUUUAAACUUAACCGGCUAGGAUCAAACUUGAAUGAAAACUUUGUUCUAUUGCCGCCUGCAUGAAGGGAACACGUUUUCGCCCCUUGUAUCAUCGGUUCGAUUGCAGGAUAUUUUGGAAUUCAGUCUAUUUCCUUCGAUAUUAGUGUAUAUUUAUGACAAUAAACGUAAUUACCUUUAUUUUUAACUAACAUUGGCACAACGCAUAGGAUAACUGGCAAAAGCAAAAGAAAUAUUAAAACAAAGCAUAAAAAAAAUUUUACACCUAAACAUUUAUUACUUUUUCUAUUUUUCAUUUUUAUUUCUCAUUUUCGUCGGACCAUUUAAUAUCCUGUUUAUAUUCAAGAUUACGUAUACAUUUAUUUUUGCUGACGUGACGCCGGCGCGAUUUUUUUUACAAGACUGCGCAGGCCCACGCCGGAUCGUGAUCUUCUCAUGACGCAACGAGGGCCUUCAGAGGUGCCAGCAGCGAGAUGGACAGCGGAGUGAAGUCGUUAGGCAUUUAACGCUUAUAUUUGAACAGAAGAUCACAGAUGAUGAAGAUAAACUUCAUUUAACCGCGCUAACAUUUUGUCAGCUAAAGCUGGUUUCCACAAUGGGCGCGUAAAAACAUUAACAAAUUGUCACAAAAUAUUGUUACAAAUAAAAUAGUAAGGAAGUAUUAACAUGCAGAAUAUAAAAUAUAUACAAUGCUUUUUCUAUUUACAACAAUGCGGUUUUAUUUACGAGCUAUAAUUAGUGAUUUUAAAAUUUGAGAGCCAAAAAAGCGGAACAUUGAAUUUCUGGCAUGUACAUUUCCCCCUUUAGGGUAAUAUGGUAAAACCACAUCCGAAGCUCAAUUCAAUAACAUACUUAUUUUUCAUAUCAAUAAUAACUACUAUAUUGUUACAGUACACAUUGGUUGGGUGCAGAUACCACAUGCUGGUAUAAGAGUGCAAAGCUUGUAAGUAUACAAAGUAAAGAAGAAAACGAUUUUGUCAGAAAACUAUCAAAUAAUAUAAUCCGACUUGGUCUGGAAGCGAAAGGAGUAUUCCGAGGUAAACUUCAGAUUUCUUUUCUGUGCCCUUUAGAUAAUUAUUAUUAGUAUAAACCUACUGUACUAGCAGACUAUCACGUAUCGUGCGUUCUGAUUGGCUACGCUGCUAGUAGGCUAUUAGUGAUAGCCUACUAGUUGCAACAAGCGGGAAAGGGCGCGAGAGUCAAUGGCCGUUUUUAAGUAUUAAAAGCUCCUGCUACCAAAAGAAUUUUUAAAAAUUCUAUUUUUUGUUGUAAAAUUAUCAUUAGUAUGUCUAGAUGUCUGCGAAAGCAAACAUAAGCCUGGCAGAACUUUGCUUUCUCACAGAAUUUCAUCUUUUUGAAAUGAUAGGCAACCAUCGUUCACGUUGCUAUGUAAACGGGUUUGUGUUUAUCGUUUGUUAUGCCUUGUUUCUUGGUUUUUUGGGGAAGGUUGUAUUUUCUUGCUGAUUAUGUAAAUCCACAACCUAAGGGACUGGUAACAAGUUAAGGCCUGGUCGCGUAGCUAUUCUAGACGACCUUUUUCUUCACUGUUCGAAAACAUUGCAUAUAGAGCUGAAACCCAUCAAAGAUUCGCACUUUGUCUGCAUUUUAUUUUAUUUUGUUGCUUACUGGUAGCUGGAAAUAGUCUCUUAGAGAUUAUAUUUUAUUUGCAAUGCCAAAAGUCUAAAAAAAGCUGCGAUUUCGUGGCCGGGGUCGAUGGGAUGUUGCCACAUCGAAUUUAAACAACAGCAAUCUUUCAUCUGCACGUGUGUCUACACCAGUGCUUGAAACAGCUUAUGUACGAAAGGUAACGAGUCAGAGCAAUAAAACAAGCGAAGAUUUUGAUGGAGCACACAGCUAUAGACUGAUCGAGCUGUCAAAUUAAGUCAGUGUGUUUCAGCCUUUACAUAAUUGUCAAUCUGGAGGAGAAUUGAAAGUAAGUGAAGACGAGGCCUGUAGAUAUGGGAAUAACUCUCUAAUCAAUGUAGAGUGUUCCAAUUGCGACGUCAAGAUCGAGCUUCAAACCUCUAGGAACAACAGCCAAGUUUGGAAACCUCAAAAUGCCAUGGACACAAACAGGCAUAUGAUUUACUCCUUAUGGUUGCCUUCCCCUUGCCAUCAUAAGGCUUGGGACUAACAUGUUGCUGCAUUUUAUGUGGCCCACAAUAAACUGUUGCGGAACAAUUACAGAAGCCAAGAAACAAAGUGUUUUCACUUCAUCGCUCAGCUGCGACCGAUAUCGCAGAGAAUGCGACGAGCUAUGAUGGUACGUGGUCCAAACGAGGAUACACAGCUAAUUUCGUGGUUGGUUUUGUCAUCUCGGUUGAAACUGGCGAAGUGCUUGAUUUUGAUUUUGAGUCGAAUCUGCGCUCAGAGUACACAUCAGCAAAAAAAUAUAUUGGUGAAGAUUCUCCUGAGUAUGCCAUUUGGUAAGGUGGGCAUAAAGGUGAGUGAACCCAAACCCAUAUUGAAUCAAGUGGUCGAUGGAUUGCUCAAUAGCCAAAAAUAUCUUGGACAGAUCUAAGGAUAGUAACUUACACUACAAAUUCAUGAUCAGUGACGGUUACGGCAACCCUAUGGAAGUGUCUGGGAUACUUAUGGUUGCUGCGAGGAUUGUGCAGAAUGUGAGAGUAUUGAUAAGCGAUCGAAAGAGUACAAGAAAUGGCGCGAGUCGAAGGACUAGGAGGUGUUUAAUGAAUCUCAUGAAAUCGGUAAGGCUGAUUGUGCAAGCGUCUCCGAGCUAG
Messenger RNA from Paramuricea clavata, 6435 nucleotides. The record is from the annotation of a GenBank genome assembly. Lineage: Eukaryota; Metazoa; Cnidaria; Anthozoa; Malacalcyonacea; Plexauridae.